ACAGUUCUCGACCGAGAACCCGAACCCGUCCGUCAAGUGAAGUGAUUUUGUAGUUUCUCGAAAGCAGCAACGAUGAAGUUUGUGGCUCUUACGCUGUGUCUCGCGGUGGUGAUUGUAGACCGUACGCUAGCACAGAACAACCAGUACCUUCCACCGGACAAGGGAUACGCUUACGAUAAGCCCAACCAGCCGUUCCCGUCAUCGCCCCAGCCGCAGAACGUUCCCCGACCACAGCCUACCCCCGGACGGCCGGCCCCUUCGUACGGACCACCAGCAGCCCAGGAUGAUCACCAUCACGAGCCGGGCAUGCCGUUCGACUUCCAGUACAACGUGAACGACAUCGAAACCCAGAACGAUUACUCGCACAAGGCGGUUAGCGAUGGAGACGUCACUCGGGGUGAAUACCGCGUGCAACUCCCCGAUGGCCGGACACAGAUUGUACGUUACACCGCCGACUGGAAGAACGGUUACAACGCGGAGGUGUCUUACGAAGGUGAAGCCAAGUACCCCGAAGGCCCGGGACAGGGUGGUGCCAACGCCGGUGGAUACAAGUAUUAAGGGAGCGUCCGGUUGCACACCUUUACCUGCGUCGUUGUACCCUCUGGACGUGUCCGUGUCCAUUCUCGCGUCUUAUAAGACUAAACGGUUCCCGUAUGGAGUUGCUUGAUCCGGAAAAUCCUCAGCACAACCUUUCGUAGUACCAUAUAAUCACCACGCCACGCGCAGUGUUUCAUUCAUAAGCAACUGUACUGUAUAUGCCAAGCUUAAGCUAAGUAAAGCGUCUCACUAUCAUGGUCUGGAUCAAGAGUAAAGCCAGUAGAGGUACACUACGCUACGCAUCUGCCCGCCAUUUCCAGCCACCCUUAGGUUCCAUGUUCAUUCACUCAGUACUUUUGGGCUCCGCCAGAUAGUCAUGCCCUACUACUAGAGGUUGAGAGUUUUCAGAGACAGUUUAACUAAAUUGACCCAUGCGGAUGCCAGGCCCUUCAACGUUCUGGUUCCGUCCCUGUCCGAGGACACCCAUUUACAUACCAUUCCGGAUCAGCCUUUGGAAGCAAAUGGAAUGAAGCGUUCUUUGGAAAAGUGUUUUUUUGUUUUAGUGAAAACAUACAAGUAAUGUGUGGCAUAAUUUGUAACUUCAGCGAUUCAGCGAUUCAACGUUUUUGAGUAAAGUCUUAAGAUUGUAUGAAUCGAAACACGUGAAAUAAAAUAUUAAAAACGAA
Anopheles cruzii is the source of this 1223-nucleotide messenger RNA. It is a transcript of the gene Cpr50Cb, whose product is annotated as pro-resilin. The coding region runs from base 73 to 558 and encodes 161 amino acids. The transcript has 4 exons. NCBI's taxonomy places the organism in Eukaryota, Metazoa, Arthropoda, Insecta, Diptera, Culicidae. Gene Ontology annotation, cellular component: extracellular matrix. The record is from RefSeq and is a predicted model, not a curated record.